Solanum lycopersicum (tomato) is the source of this 557-nucleotide messenger RNA. RefSeq names its product protein NSP-INTERACTING KINASE 3-like. Gene Ontology annotation, biological process: protein phosphorylation. The record is from RefSeq and is a predicted model, not a curated record. Gene Ontology annotation, molecular function: protein kinase activity; ATP binding. NCBI's taxonomy places the organism in Eukaryota, Viridiplantae, Streptophyta, Magnoliopsida, Solanales, Solanaceae.
UUAGACUGGUCAAGGCGGAAGAAGAUAGCACAAGGUACAGCGAGAGGGCUAGUUUACUUGCAUGAGCAGUGUGAUCCCAAAAUUAUCCAUCGUGAUGUCAAAGCAGCAUACAUUCUGUUGGAUGAAGAAUUUGAGGCAGUAGUUGGUGAUUUUGGAUUGGCAAAGCUCUUGGAUCACUGCGAUUCUCAUGUGACAACUGCUGUUAGGGGCACCAUUGGCCACAUUGCUCCAGAAUAUUUGUCUACUGGCCAAUCGUCUGAAAAAACUGACGUUUUUGGGUUUGGAAUCUUGCUACUUGAGCUGAUUACAGGUCAGAAAGCUAUGGACUUUGGUCGAGGGGCCAACCAGAAAGGUGUUGUUAUGCUUGAUUGGGUGCGUCUCUUUCUCUUUCUGUGGAUGUUGUAGUGAGUACUUUUUGAAAUAUGUAGAGUUGUGCAUCUCUCUCUUUCUCAUAGCUGUUUCCUUUUCAGUUAUAAGGAGUUGUUGGUUGAAAUAGCUAGUGCCUAGUGGUGUGUAUAUUAUGACAUUUCAAUUGAGUCGUAACUUUAUGAUAUGUA